GUGUCUGGGAUGUCAACAGAGACCGACUUACUUCGGUCGAAUUAAAAUUCAAUCAAUGAGGAAUGUGAAGUAACUUUGAUAGGAUCCCACAUAUUUUGGUAUUGACUGCUAAUUUUGUAUAUUAUCAUUCUCACGCAUUUUGGUAGUGACUGCUAAUUUUGUAUAUCAUCAUUCUCACGCAUUUUGGUAGUGACUGCUAAUUUUGUAUAUAUGGUAUAUAAUCAUUCCCACGCAUUUUGUUACUGACUGUCAACCUUGCACAUAUGGUGUAUUAUUAUCUCUCACGCACUUUGUUAUUGGCUAUUAAGAUAAAUUAUUUCAAAUGCUGUUAGCUGUCCAUAUUGUUGUAAAAUGUAUAAAUACCAUGGCUUUCUUUAUCGUUGUUGCACUUCAAUACACAGUCACAGUCCAGCCUUUGUCUUUUGAUAUUUGCGUGCUUUACCAAGUCGGAAGGGACGACAAGGAGAUAGACAGAUUAGUUUCAGGCGCAGACAGAAUAAGGUGAAAACGUCAUCAUUGAAUUCCCUACCGUUAUAACAAUUGGCGACGGGGUUUUACUUUAAUUCAGAGCAAGAUUUAACAAUUGGCGACGUGGAUUUACUUUAAUUCAUCGCAGUUAUAGCACGCAACGACGACAGUUUUUAUUCUGUUCAGCGCAACUAUAUAACAUAUAAGUUCAGGCGCAGACAGAGCAAGAUAUAACAAUUGGCGACGUGGAUUUACUUAAUUCAUCGCAGUUAUAGCAAGCAAACGACGACAGUUUUUAGUCUGUUCAGCGCAACUAUAUAACAUUUUUGACUGUGUUAAUUACAACCCAAUUACAAUGUCUAUCUCUCUGGACGAUCUCAAAUCUAUCUUGCAGCAGCAGCAAGUUCAGAAUGAAGCAGCUCAACUAAAAUUAAUCGAAGCUCUCACUCAGAAGCUGUCCAUUCAAGUUCCAUCAACAUCUCAUUCUGACAAAUAUGAAAGCAUCUCAAAUUCUAUCAGUGAGUUCAACUACGACCCAAUAUCUGGUCUCGUAUUUGAUGCAUGGUUCAAUCGUUACGAAGAUGUUUUCCGUAUUGAAUGCCACAUGUUUGAUGAUGCUGCCAAAGUCCGAUUGUUACUAAGAAAACUUGGUACUGUUGAGCACAACAGAUAUGUUAAUUUCAUUCUGCCCAAGAACCCACGUGAGUUAUCAUUCGAUGAGACAGUCACCGUUUUAUCACAAAUCUUUGGUGAACAGUCAUCCAUGUUUAAUAUUCGGUAUCAAUGUUUUCAGUUGACAAAAAUUCCUUCCGAUGAUUAUGUGACUUACGCUGGCAAAGUGAACAAGGAAUGUGAAAGGUUCAAACCACACGAAAUGACAUCAGAUCAGUUCAAGUGUUUGAUUUUUAUUUGUGGGUUGAAGAACCCAGAAGAUACUGACAUACGAACUCGACUUCUGUCACUUGUGGAACAAGACCCGAAAAUGACUUUACAAAUGGUGACAGCAGAAUGCCUACGUUUGAUCAACUUGAAGCACGAUACUGCCAUGGUGGAGUGCAAACGACAGUCGUCUGAUUUUGGUUCGAUUAACACAGUGAAAAGUCCUCCGAUCACCGUUAAGCACACAGCACGUCAGUCUCAGAAUUCAGCCAAACCUCUUUCAGCGUGCUGGCACUGUGGUUCGUGGCAUUUUGUCAAGUUCUGUCCUUUCAAGAAACAUAAAUGCCGUAAUUGUCACCGUUUUGGACAUAAGGAGGGUUACUGUACCCCGCAGAAAAAUUCUUCGGUGAGGAACAGAAGUAGUCGUUUCAAGCCGAAACAAUCUCCUCGAGUACAGACCGUUUUCACAACUUCCAAAGUCGAUUUCGCCAGCAAACGUAAGUACAUAACACUAGAUAUUAACGGCAAACGUAUUCGUCUUCAGUUGGAUACGGCAUCAGAUAUCACCGUAAUUUCCCGAACUACGUGGCGCAAACUUGGUUGCCCACAGAUUCUGCCGACCGAGCAUUUCGCCAAGAAUGUCUCUGGAGAUAAACUGAAACUCGUGGGUGAGAUCAAUUGCCAGGUUCAGUUUGGUGAGCAUCACUUCAAUGGUGUAUGUUACGUUACAAACUACCAUGAUUUGGAUUUGCUUGGUCUUGACUGGUUAGACAAGCUCCAUAUCUUUAAUGUACCAUUAAAUUCAGUAUGCUCUAAUGUUUCGUCUUCACCACACAACGUUGUUCCCGGAGAUGUAUCUGAUCAAUCUCUCUUGCAACGCCGUCGUCAAAAGCACGCUUCUGUCUUUCAGGACAAACUUGGUUGCUGCAAACUGUUUGGCAUCCAGCAUAUUCGUAGCCCCCCGUAUCAUCCCCACUCGAAUGGACAGACUGAACGUUUCGUCGACACCUUUAAGCGUGCUUAUGCAAAAGCGAAGGGGGAGGGAACAACAGAAGAAAUUUUGGAUAGAUUCUUGCUGCAUUAUCGUACGACGCCAAAUCCUUCCGCCCCAAAUCAGUUAUCCCCAGCGGAAAUUAUAUUUGGCCGAAAGAUCAGAACUGCCCUCGACUCAAUUAAGCCUAGGCAAGUAAAGCAGGGCUGCAGAAAUACAAAAAUGGAAAACCAAUUCAAUCGCCAUCACGGAGCUAAACGUCGAGUUUUCAAAUUGUAUCAGCAAGUUUAUGUACGAGAUUUUCGCUAUUCACCUCCGAGAUGGAUUCGAGGACAAAUAGUGGGGCAGAAAGGAAGGGUUUUAUACAAAGUGAAUGUAGAAGGACAGUUAUGUGUCAGACACACGAAUCAUAUACGAGAUGCGUCAGAUAGACUUGACAAUGGGAGGCGAGACCUCACGUUAGAAGUAUUAGUAGAUACAUUUAAUCUUCCGCAGCCGGAAGCCCGGGACACAGAUCACACUCUAUCCAGUACCACGCGAAGGUCAACUCGACAAAGAAGAGCUCCGAAACCUUUUCAAAUAGAUCCAAAAAGCAAGUCCUACGCUCUUUACGGGGGGAGGUGAUAGGAUCCCACAUAUUUUGGUAUUGACUGCUAAUUUUGUAUAUUAUCAUUCUCACGCAUUUUGGUAGUGACUGCUAAUUUUGUAUAUCAUCAUUCUCACGCAUUUUGGUAGUGACUGCUAAUUUUGUAUAUAUGGUAUAUAAUCAUUCCCACGCAUUUUGUUACUGACUGUCAACCUUGCACAUAUGGUGUAUUAUUAUCUCUCACGCACUUUGUUAUUGGCUAUUAAGAUAAAUUAUUUCAAAUGCUGUUAGCUGUCCAUAUUGUUGUAAAAUGUAUAAAUACCAUGGCUUUCUUUAUCGUUGUUGCACUUCAAUACACAGUCACAGUCCAGCCUUUGUCUUUUGAUAUUUGCGUGCUUUACCAAGUCGGAAGGGACGACAAGGAGAUAGACAGAUUAGUUCAGGCGCAGACAGAAUAAGGUGAAAACGUCAUCAUUGAAUUCCCUACCGUUAUAACAAUUGGCGACGGGGUUUUACUUUAAUUCAGAGCAAGAUUUAACAAUUGGCGACGUGGAUUUACUUUAAUUCAUCGCAGUUAUAGCACGCAACGACGACAGUUUUUAUUCUGUUCAGCGCAACUAUAUAACAUAUAAGUUCAGGCGCAGACAGAGCAAGAUAUAACAAUUGGCGACGUGGAUUUACUUAAUUCAUCGCAGUUAUAGCAAGCAAACGACGACAGUUUUUAGUCUGUUCAGCGCAACUAUAUAACAUUUUUGACUGUGUUAAUUACAACCCAAUUACAAUGUCUAUCUCUCUGGACGAUCUCAAAUCUAUCUUGCAGCAGCAGCAAGUUCAGAAUGAAGCAGCUCAACUAAAAUUAAUCGAAGCUCUCACUCAGAAGCUGUCCAUUCAAGUUCCAUCAACAUCUCAUUCUGACAAAUAUGAAAGCAUCUCAAAUUCUAUCAGUGAGUUCAACUACGACCCAAUAUCUGGUCUCGUAUUUGAUGCAUGGUUCAAUCGUUACGAAGAUGUUUUCCGUAUUGAAUGCCACAUGUUUGAUGAUGCUGCCAAAGUCCGAUUGUUACUAAGAAAACUUGGUACUGUUGAGCACAACAGAUAUGUUAAUUUCAUUCUGCCCAAGAACCCACGUGAGUUAUCAUUCGAUGAGACAGUCACCGUUUUAUCACAAAUCUUUGGUGAACAGUCAUCCAUGUUUAAUAUUCGGUAUCAAUGUUUUCAGUUGACAAAAAUUCCUUCCGAUGAUUAUGUGACUUACGCUGGCAAAGUGAACAAGGAAUGUGAAAGGUUCAAACCACACGAAAUGACAUCAGAUCAGUUCAAGUGUUUGAUUUUUAUUUGUGGGUUGAAGAACCCAGAAGAUACUGACAUACGAACUCGACUUCUGUCACUUGUGGAACAAGACCCGAAAAUGACUUUACAAAUGGUGACAGCAGAAUGCCUACGUUUGAUCAACUUGAAGCACGAUACUGCCAUGGUGGAGUGCAAACGACAGUCGUCUGAUUUUGGUUCGAUUAACACAGUGAAAAGUCCUCCGAUCACCGUUAAGCACACAGCACGUCAGUCUCAGAAUUCAGCCAAACCUCUUUCAGCGUGCUGGCACUGUGGUUCGUGGCAUUUUGUCAAGUUCUGUCCUUUCAAGAAACAUAAAUGCCGUAAUUGUCACCGUUUUGGACAUAAGGAGGGUUACUGUACCCCGCAGAAAAAUUCUUCGGUGAGGAACAGAAGUAGUCGUUUCAAGCCGAAACAAUCUCCUCGAGUACAGACCGUUUUCACAACUUCCAAAGUCGAUUUCGCCAGCAAACGUAAGUACAUAACACUAGAUAUUAACGGCAAACGUAUUCGUCUUCAGUUGGAUACGGCAUCAGAUAUCACCGUAAUUUCCCGAACUACGUGGCGCAAACUUGGUUGCCCACAGAUUCUGCCGACCGAGCAUUUCGCCAAGAAUGUCUCUGGAGAUAAACUGAAACUCGUGGGUGAGAUCAAUUGCCAGGUUCAGUUUGGUGAGCAUCACUUCAAUGGUGUAUGUUACGUUACAAACUACCAUGAUUUGGAUUUGCUUGGUCUUGACUGGUUAGACAAGCUCCAUAUCUUUAAUGUACCAUUAAAUUCAGUAUGCUCUAAUGUUUCGUCUUCACCACACAACGUUGUUCCCGGAGAUGUAUCUGAUCAAUCUCUCUUGCAACGCCGUCGUCAAAAGCACGCUUCUGUCUUUCAGGACAAACUUGGUUGCUGCAAACUGUUUGGCAUCCAGCAUAUUCGUAGCCCCCCGUAUCAUCCCCACUCGAAUGGACAGACUGAACGUUUCGUCGACACCUUUAAGCGUGCUUAUGCAAAAGCGAAGGGGGAGGGAACAACAGAAGAAAUUUUGGAUAGAUUCUUGCUGCAUUAUCGUAC
Molecule: messenger RNA, 5318 nt
Organism: Trichobilharzia regenti
Lineage: Eukaryota; Metazoa; Platyhelminthes; Trematoda; Strigeidida; Schistosomatidae
Source: the annotation of a GenBank genome assembly